Messenger RNA from Phycomyces blakesleeanus NRRL 1555(-), 360 nucleotides. RefSeq lists its product as hypothetical. Bases 1 to 360 code for a protein of 119 amino acids. The transcript has 2 exons. The record is from RefSeq and is a predicted model, not a curated record. Lineage: Eukaryota; Fungi; Mucoromycota; Mucoromycetes; Mucorales; Phycomycetaceae.
AUGUGUGCCUGGUGUGUAACAGUUCCAGAGAUUGUUAACUUGCCAGGUUCAUUAGCAAAAAGGAACCAGUGUUUGGUUGUGGGGUCUGUUCUUCACUCAAUUGUGGUACUGAUGUUACGUGGAGAUGUCAGCAAGAUGAAUUAUGUGCAUUGUAGAAGAGGAAUUUUACUAGCAUGGGGAACCAUGAUUUUGAAUGAGUACAAUGUAGACAAAUAUGUUAACAAGGGAAAAGGAAAAAGUAUUGUGUGUAGAAGGAACAGGGAACAGAAACAAGAUUUUUCCUGUGCACAAAAAAAUUCUUCUCUUACCACCGAGGGCACAGUACCACAUCAACAAACCAUUGACAUCAGCCUCUCAUAA